CCAGCGAGCAACUUCCCCAGUCCGGACAAGUGGGCGACGUGGGAGCACUUGACAGCCCAGAACGCCGCUAUCAUGAACACUACGGGCAACUCCGCGCAAGAGACGCAGUGGGUUAUUGAUGCAGCCAACGAGUUUGCCGGUCCCUCUGGCGUCGACCGACGUGGCAUCCUUGCCGUCAUCAUGCAAGAGUCCACCGGCAGAGUCCGUGUCAACAGCACUUCUUCUCCGGGUGCCGGCGUCAAUAACACCGGCCUCAUGCAAGCGCACAAUGGCGCCUCAUUCAAUGGUGAGAACCCGCAAGGCAGUAUCCGACAGAUGGUCAAAGAUGGCGCUUGCGGUGUUCCAGGCCCCACUGGCGGAGACGGGCUGCAGCAGUUGAUGGCUAGAUACCACAACUUCUUCGUCGCAUGCCGUGGGUAUAACUCAGGUGAUGGUGGCAUCAACAUGAGCAAUCUUAGCGAUGGUGGAGGUGCAACGAGCAGCUAUUGCUCUGACAUUGCGAAUCGGGUGCUUGGU
Messenger RNA from Baudoinia panamericana UAMH 10762, 516 nucleotides. RefSeq lists its product as uncharacterized. The annotation marks the transcript as partial. NCBI's taxonomy places the organism in Eukaryota, Fungi, Ascomycota, Dothideomycetes, Mycosphaerellales, Teratosphaeriaceae. The record is from RefSeq and is a predicted model, not a curated record. The transcript has a single exon.